UCCAGCCGCCCCCCAGGUUAUCAAUCCAGACUAGGGAAAACGUUAUCUCUGCGCUCUGUUAAAUCUUGCCAAAAUGAGCAACUCCUAUCUCGGAAGCAGCUGGAGCUUCAUUCCCUUUACUGAUACCCGUACUUCUACAGGAAAAUAAAGCAGCACCGCAAUCGUCUGCACUCCCUGUAGAAUACCUGGACAAGCUAUUACUCUCCAUCAUAGAAGACAGGAGGGAAAAGUCAAAUAUACUCACCAUGAUGAGGUGUUACCACAUCUGCAAACUUCCUGGGAGAGUGAUGGGAAUCCGAUUGCUCCGGUUUUCUUCCAUCAUCAUCCUUGUGUUACUACUGGUGGCAGGUGCUUUGACUACCUUGCUUCCUAACAUAAAAGACGAUAAAAUGCCCACUUCUCGCAGGGAAGCAAAACCCCAGAGCCAGUCUGCCCUGGAUUCCUUUACUCUCAUCAUGCAGACGUACAACAGAACGGAUCUGUUGCUGAGGCUUUUAAAUCAUUACCAGGCGGUGCCUCAUCUGCACAAAGUGAUUGUUGUCUGGAACAACAUUGGGGAGAAGGUGCCAGAGGACUUGUGGAAUGCCCUUGGGCCUCAUCCUGUCCCUGUGAUUUUCAAAAUACAGACUGUGAACAGAAUGAGAAAUAGACUCCAGACUUUUCCAGAAUUGGAAACCAAAGCUGUCUUAAUGGUGGAUGAUGACAUGCUAAUUAGCGCUCAUGACCUCGUUUUUGCAUUCUCUGUUUGGCAGCAAUUUCCUGAUCAGAUUGUAGGAUUUGUCCCUAGAAAGCACGUCCCCACUGCUUCGGGUGUUUACAGUUAUGGCGGUUUUGAGCUGCAAAUACCGGGAUUUGGAAACGGGGACCAGUACUCCAUGGUGCUGAUUGGAGCAUCAUUCUUUAACCGCAAAUACCUCGAACACUUCCAGAGACAACCAGCGACUGUCCACGCACUGAUAGAUGAGACACAGAAUUGUGAUGAUAUCGCCAUGAAUUUCAUGGUCUCCAAGCACAUUGGGAAGACUUCUGGGGUAUUUGUCAAGCCUGUAGAAAUGGGCAAUUUAGAAAAAGAGACCAGCAGUGGCUAUUCUGGAAUGUGGCACCGGGCAGAUCACUUCCUGCAGAGGUCUUAUUGUAUAAAUAAGCUUGUGAAGAUCUAUGACAGCAUGCCCUUAAAAUACUCCAACAUUAUGAUUUCCCAGUUUGGGUUUCCAUACUAUGCCAACCACAAAAGUAAAAUGUAAAAUAAAUUAAUAAAUAACAGCCCCCAAUCUGCUUGGGUAUCUGGGUAGCUUCUCAG
Gracilinanus agilis (Agile Gracile Mouse Opossum) is the source of this 1300-nucleotide messenger RNA. RefSeq names its product exostosin like glycosyltransferase 2 (gene EXTL2). Gene Ontology annotation, cellular component: membrane. The transcript has 5 exons. Lineage: Eukaryota; Metazoa; Chordata; Mammalia; Didelphimorphia; Didelphidae. The record is from RefSeq and is a predicted model, not a curated record. Gene Ontology annotation, molecular function: glycosyltransferase activity. The coding region runs from base 246 to 1244 and encodes 332 amino acids.